Molecule: messenger RNA, 5017 nt
Organism: Lepus europaeus (European hare)
Lineage: Eukaryota; Metazoa; Chordata; Mammalia; Lagomorpha; Leporidae
Gene: SENP7
Product: SUMO specific peptidase 7
Exons: 24
Coding region: 167-3328 (1053 amino acids)
Biological process (GO): protein desumoylation
Cellular component (GO): cytoplasm; nucleus
Molecular function (GO): SUMO-specific endopeptidase activity
Source: RefSeq, a predicted model, not a curated record
GGGCCGGCGAGGGCUCUUGCGCAAGCGCAGCUCGUACUUCCCCGGUUUUUUCUUUUUCUUUUUCUUUUUUUUUCUUCCCCUCUCCCUUUCCCCCUCCUUCUCCCAAGCCUGAGGGGUCUUGAGGUGACAGCGCCUGCAACUGGGAGUCCAGAAGCUGGAGAAAAAGAUGGACAAGAGGAAGCUCGGGCGACGGCGAUCUUCAUCCGAAAUUGUCACAGAAGGAAAAAGGAGAAAAUCUUCAUCUUCUGAUUUCCAUGAGUUUCAGAUAAGAAAGAUGUUAAAUGUAAAACCAGAAGAUGUUCAUGCUCAAUCACCACUGUCCAAAUUCAGAAGCACAGAAUGCUGGGAUCUCCCUUUGCAGGGGUGGAAAAGAAGCCUAAGAAAUAAAGUCAUCUCUCUGGACCAUAAGAAUAAAAAAGGUGUCCAUGAGUGUCCUGUCACUGCUAAGGCAUCACCAGAAAGGCAACUCAAAGUUAUGUUGACGAAUGUCCUAUUGACGGAUUUAGGACGAAAAUUCAGAAAGACCCUACCUAGAAACGAUGCUAAUUUAUGUGAUGCCAACAAGGUGCAAUCAGACUCAUUGCCUUCGACAUCUGUUGACAGCAUAGAGACAUGUCAUAAAUUAGAGCCUCUUCACCAAAGCCUUAAUUUAUCUAAAAGGAUACCCAGAGUUAUACUGACGAAUGUCCUGGGAACGGAGUUAGGAAGAAAAUACAUAAAGAUCCCUCCUGUAACUGAGGCCAGUUUGAGUGAUACAGACAACUUGCAAUCAGAGGAACUUUCUUCAUCUUCUGAUGACAGCCUAGAGACUUGUCAAAAUCUAAAUCCCCACAAGAGCUGUUGUUUAUCUGAAAGGGGUUUGCAACCAAGUAAGACAUUAGAUAACGUUUCUACAAAGCAGGCUGCACACACUAAAGAAAAGCGGAGAGAUGAUGAUGGCAUUUCUCUUGCAUUGUCUGAUACUCAGCUUAAAGACCUUAACAGUGCAAUUAGAGGUUGUGAUUGUCUUGAAGAGGGGAGCAGAAACAAGGAUGUUACAUAUUCUGAUUCAAAAAUGGAACCCACUCUGAUUUCCAGGAAGACAAAGAAAAGGCUUAGAAGUCAUUUACCUGAUGCUCAUAAUUCUGUUUCUUCUAUGGAUAAGUCAGCAGAACAAACAAAAGAACCAGAAAAUGACUCAACAGUAUCUGCGGAGUUUGACAAGUCAAGUGAAAACUAUCAUCAGGACAGAAAACUACUUGAAGAAGUUUCCCCUGAAUCUAUUGAAAAUGAUUUUACUAAACUGUCUGCAUUUAAUAGUCAGGAAUUGGCUUUGAGUACUGUUCCCAAAACUGCCUCUGCCUGUUCAACCUCUGAAUCUUUAGAGAACUCUAUUUCCAGUGAUUCUGUGGGUAUUUCUUCCCUGAUUGAAAAGAUUGAGAAUGAAUUGAAUACAAUAGAAAAUUCUGUUCCAAGUGGACACCAUGAAGGGAACCAAUCAUUGAUUUCUGCUGAACCAAUUGUUGUUUCCAGUGAUGAAGAAGGACCCAUUGAACACAAGAGUUCUGAAGUUCUUAAAUUACAACCUAGACAAGACCAUGGGAUCACUAAUGAAAGUGAGAGCAGGUCUGAGUCAACAUUAUCAGAACUACCAUUGGUUACAUGUGAAUCUGUACAGACAUCAUCUGAAUUAUGUUCAUACAAUCCUGUCAUGGAAAACAUUUCCUGUAUUAUGCCUAGUAAUAAGAUGACUCUACAACUGGAUUUUAUAUUUACUUCUGUUUAUAUUGGUAAAAUAAAAGGAGCUGCUAAAGGUUGUGUUACAUUUACAACAAAGUAUAUUAAGAUCCCAUUUCAAGUGUCCCUGAAUGAGGUUUCAUUGCUAAUGGAUACCAGACAUUUAAAGAGGUUUGGAUUGUGGAAAAGUAAGGAUGAGGAUCACAGUAAAAGGAGUCAUGCUAUCCUUUUCCUCUGGGUCUCUUCAGAUUAUCUUCAAGAAAUUCAGACCCAGUUAGAAAAUUCUAUAUUAAGCCAGCAAUCAAAAUCCAGUGAAUUCAUUUUCAUUGAAAUACACAAUCCUAUUUUACAAAGAGAAGAAUUGAAACUGAAAGAUAUUAUGACAGAAAUUAGUGCAACCAAUGGAGAAGUAGAGCUUUCUUAUCCAUUGUCUUGGGUUCAGGCACUUCCUUUGUUUCAGAAUCUCUCUUCAAAAGAAAGUUCUUUUAUUCAUUAUUAUUGUGCUUCAACUUGUUCUUUACCUGCUGCUGCUACCGAGGCAAUGAAGAUGAAAUCAGUAUCUCAGCCUUCAAAUACAGAUGCCACCAAACCUACCUACACCUUCCUGCAGAAGCAAAGUAGUGGUUGUUACUCACUAUCCAUCACAUCUAACCCAGAUGAAGAAUGGCGAGAAGUCAGGCAAACUGGACCUGUUCAGAAAUUGAUUGUAUAUCCUCCACCCCCUACCAAAGGAGGAUUAGGAGUAACUAAUGAAGAUCUGGAGUGUUUAGAAGAAGGAGAGUUUCUUAAUGAUGUAAUAAUUGAUUUUUACCUUAAGUAUCUUAUGUUGGAGAAGGCAUCAGAUGAACUUGUUGAACGAAGUCACAUUUUUAGUAGCUUUUUCUAUAAAUGCUUGACGAGAAAGGAAAAUAAUUUAACAGAAGAUAAUCCAAAUCUUUCAAUGGCACAGAGAAGACAUAAAAGAGUAAGAACAUGGACUCGUCAUAUAAAUAUUUUUAAUAAAGAUUACAUCUUUGUACCUGUUAAUGAGUCGUCUCACUGGUAUCUUGCAGUCAUUUGUUUUCCAUGGUUAGAAGAAGCUGUGUAUGAAGAUUUUCCCCAAGCUGUAUCCCCACAGUCCCAGGCUCAGCAGUCCCAACAUGACAACAAAACAAUAGAUAAUGAUCAACAUUCUACAUCAUUGUUAUCUCUGAGUGCAGAGGAUUCUCAAAGUACCAAGAUGAAUAUAUCAGUACCUAAGAAAAUGUGUAAAAGGCCAUGUAUUCUCAUACUUGACUCCUUGAAAGCUGCUUCUAUACAAAACACAGUUCAGAAUUUACGAGAGUAUUUAGAAGUCGAGUGGGAAGUUAAGCGAAAAACUCACCGUGAAUUCAGCAAAACAAACAUGGUGGAUCUAUGCCCUAAAGUUCCUAAACAGGAUAACAGUAGUGAUUGUGGAGUAUAUUUACUGCAAUAUGUGGAAAGCUUCUUCAAGGAUCCUAUUGUUAACUUUGAAUUUCCUAUUCAUUUGGAGAAAUGGUUUCCUCGUCAUGUAAUAAAGACCAAACGUGAAGAUAUUCGGGAACUCAUUUUGAAACUUCAUUUACAGCAACAGAAGGGCAGCAGUAGCUAGUUAAUCUGUGAAAACAUGACACAUAUGUUCUCUAAGAUUACUGGAAAGCGGCUUACCAGCAUUUGUGUUAGCCAGCUCACAGAGAAGAAAAUAACUUGCAGUAGUUUUAUAAGUCAUUGAACAUUAUUUAAAAUAUAUAUUAUUAGAAUUGUUGGGAUUCAUAGAUGGAGUGUGAAUGGGGGUAAUAUAGAUAAACAUAUUAGAUAGAAAUUGAAAUUUCAUAAAUGUUUGAUAUUUUUCUGGGUAUAUAUGCUUGGAUUAUGCAAUAGUAUAUGACAUAUGUAAUGUGGGAAUGUUUUUGUAGAUAAUAAAAGUAUGUGAUCUGUACUUCCACAUGACUGGGUGUUAAAGGGAGUUAGGUCCUCCCUGGUGCCAACCCCAGGGCUUGUCAAAUUUGUUGACAAGUCACAUCAUAUUGUAAUUCUAUUCUUUGCAGCUCAAGCAUGCAGUAUGAAUACUGUGUAUUUUUUUAAAAAGAGAAUUUAGUAUCAAGGUUUCAGAAAAUGCCAUUCAAGGCAUCCCUUCUGUAUAGUGUAAAAAAAGACAUUCAUAAUGUUAGGAAGAUGAUGAAGAAGUCACUCUUUCAAAGCGCAGCUUAUUACUCUCAAUUGCUAAAUGUAAUUACUGUUCUAAUUUUUCCUUUCCAUUUCUCUUGAUGUUACAUGUGGGAUUCUGAGAAUUUAGUUCAUUUUUUCAGGGUAAAAAUUGGAACAAAAAAUUAAGCUGUCCAAAAUAGGUUUUUAAAAAUUAUAUAUGUAGCUCAACUUAAGUUUAUUUGGAGUAUAGCUAUAUAAAUAUUCACUCCUAAGUUAUCACAGAAUAUAUGUAUACAGCUUCUAAAACAUAUGAGAUAAAAUUGGUGUUCUCAUAACUUUAACAAAAAAUAUACCUAGAGUUCUAUUUAUUAAUUGUUAGAAUGAAAUAUAUAAUUUUAUAGCUCAGUUUGCCCAGUAUUCAUCUGCAAAGACAGAUUGCUCUCAUUACUUUUAUAUUUUAAAAUUGUAGUUUUUAAAGACCUGUGAUCGCAUAUAGAUCUUAAACCUAUGGAGCUUAAUUUUUUUAUUAAAUAUUCAGGUAACAGUUCUACUGAAUUCAUGUGAUGAUAGUGGUGUUAUAUUUGAUUAAACACUUUAGAACCUUCUGAUGUUAUCAGGAAUAUUUUGAGGGAGACAUGAAUAUAUUGUAUUUUCUCAAAUAAGAAAAAAUUUUUUAAGAAUAUUACUUUAAUCUUCUGUUUUAAGCAUUUCUUAUAUUUACCUUGUAACUAUAUGUAAGGGAGUAAGCAAAAGCAAUUUAAGAAAACACUAAAGUCUGAAUAGUUUAUUUCAGAAUUAUGUGAAUUGAGGUUUAGUUAAGCCUCAGUGUCCUUAGCUUUUGUUAAGCUUGUCACCAUCUUUAUAUUGUUACAGAUAUAUUUGUCUCUCAGAGAUUUCAUAUCAUAUGAUUAUAAUUGCGUUUUCAUUCCCAGUAUGUAUGUGUUGGGGGGAGGCUUUUUUAGGUGACUGUUAUUUUGUACAUCUAAUUUUGGGAAAGCAAGUAUAUAUGACAUCUUGUGAUUUCUUAACUCUUUUGUUUGUAUAUUUUUCAAAGAUCCCACUGUCCUUUAUUAUGUUUUAAAGAUUGUUUAAAAUUAAUUUUCCUAAAUUCAUGUGGAAAUAAUGCUUUGACGAUAUCAACAUUUUAUAUUAA